GGAAUAGUUCACAUACAGUUUCUGCCAUUCCCUUUCGCUUGCCAAAAGUAGCUGUGUCAAUUCUAGCCGACUUCAAAUGGGGCCUUCUAUAGGGUAACGAGUCAUUCAGCGGGUCCCUUGCCGUCGAGUUUGACUCAAAACGGGGCAUUGAGGAAAUCCAAAACGCAAAACCCUGGCGCGCCUUGUUUCCUCCCGAGUUUUUCCGAGUUAUUCUACAAAAUCCCUGCAUUUCGAUUGCCACUAACGCAUCUGUGGCUCUCGCCGUGGAUCCGAAGACGGGUUUUCCACUUCUUCCGCUCCUCUACAACCGCCAAAGGAAUUCCGAGACACAAGACUAACUGCCAGCCCCGAAGCGAGGGAAACAUUGCGUUUGUGUUUCUCAGCGGUCGUGAGUUGAUCGUACUUCGUCUCUCCUCUUAUGUGGUAUCUUUCAACACUGGAGAAAGACCCUCAUUUUCCUGGUGUCUCCAGGCCUAGCGUAGGUGUGGACAAAAGCUCUCUCAAGGAAGACAGCGAGGGACGCAGUGAGGCGGAGCACGAAGAAGUUCGUUCUUUUCCGGCAUGAAGCAACCCACUUUCUCUGCAAUGACAGUCGCGUUCCUCCCUCUUUUGCUUGUCGACCAAGCUUCGUCGCAAAACUCCUCAAUUCUGUUGCACAGUCUGCUGCCGCGCCGGCGUGUCUUCAGUCGUUCAAAGACCCCAGUUUCGCUUCCAGUCACUCCUUUGUGACUGCGUGUACACCAUGGCCUUCACACAACUUUUCCCCCGUCCUUUGGCGUUCCGGCCAAAAUCCAACUCCGUCAGUUUCCUGGUUCGGUACGCAGCCGGUGGGCCGCGACGGCCGCCUGCAGAAGUGUCAGAAGUUCCGCCGGCCAGUGUUCCUUUUCUCUCGCGUCGCUGGCCCUCCUCCUCUCCCCGUUCCCCCUCCACUUGCACUCGCCGCUGUUACUCGACGAAGCCACGGUCUUCUCGCUCCGCCCAGAGCGCCCGCGCUGGCUCUCCCAACCGGGAGAAGCAGUCGCCCGGUGCCAAGCAGAGGCUGCGUCGCAGAGCUGAGGACGACCAGAGCUCUGAGUUCCGUUUUAUUGAGCGCUUCAAGCGCGUCGACUUUGACCGCACAGCUUGGCUUCGAGAAGCCGAGAGAAAGGCGCAAAGCGACGCGUGGCACGUCGUGACGACGAGUGUCCAGACACCCACCGCCUUCGAGUUCGACCGUCAAGUUCUCCUUCCCGACUUCUCUCCACGCUCGAGGGAGCAGGAUGUAUCUCGCUCGGCUGUAGCGCAAGCGGAGAGUCGCCACGUAGAGGCGGAAGGAGGCGAAGAACUCCUCGAACAAACGCGCCGCGGACGGCAGCUGUCGAGCCCCCGGAGCCGCGCGGCCGCGGAGGGAAGAACGGCUACGUCGACUCAUCUAGCGAGUCUCGAGGAAGGCACAGCUUGCGGCACGCAAGAGAGGCACACAGAGCCCGGCGGGGAGACAGGGAGAGACCGGACGUCGCCUUCAGAAGAAGAUUCAGUCGACGCGCUGAUUGCCGACAGAGCGCUGGCUCUGAAAGACAUGCCGCCACCGCCUGUCACGUACUUUGACCACCUCACCGAGUUCGCGAGCGAGACUGAAAACGCGAGGCGAGCGACUUUCUCCUCCACCUCGAAGUUUCCGUUUCUCCCUGGUCCUCCUCCGCCUUCUCGCUUCUUCACCAAAGGCAAGGAAGACUGGCGCUACCAGUGGCGACGCGAAGACGACGAGGACUUGUGGAAGUCCCCAGACUCCUCUCUCAGACGAGCUGUGACGGGAAGCCAGGUGGACACCACGGCUUCUGCCCGCUGCGACGGUUUCGGAUUCCCCGACACCUUCGAAGAGCCUCGCGGCUUGGAGAGAAAACAACUCUCCGUCUUCCUCCCCUCUUCUCAGACGUGGAAACCCAUCGCCGUGCUCAACAGCCACCAGCUCCUCUUCGCGCUCCAACACCCCCAGGUGUCGCUACACCCCAGUGGUCGAGCCACCCCUGCCGAGGGGUGUUCGCCGAGUGCCGCCCGUGUCGCCGACGCAGCUUCUCUCAGAUCGUCUUCUUCGGAUGGUUUCCGUCAAGGCUACCCGCUCAUCUACUGGCGACAACUUCUCUCUCGUCUUCAACGAAUCGCUUUCUCCUUCGACGGCGCCUCUCUCUUUGCGCUAAUCGCUACGCUGACGCGUCACAUCGCUGCCGUGAGAAGAGAGUUGGAAGCGGUGCAAGCUCUGGCCAGCAGCACGACCUUCCUCAGCGCAGAGCACCAAGCUAGAGGAGCGGGGGAAUUGCGUAGAGCAGACGCCUCGCGGUCGCGGUCUUUUUCAUCCUGCCGAGCCUCGGGAGUCUCCCUUUCUCCAGCAUCUUUCGGCUGUGGCAGAGCGACAGCUGCCUCGGAGAGUGGAGACAAGACGGGUGCUGAGAGAGAGUUUCGCUCGUCUAGCGGAGAGCAAGAAAAGAACAAGGAGGCCAUCGCAAAACUUAGAGACCGUGCAGACGAACUCAACAGCAUCUUCUUAGCCCUGACACAACCGGGAAUCUGGAAACAACUAAGUGACGAUGCGCUCCCGCAUUUGCCAUUUCUUUCUUUGCCUGCUUUGUCGAAUCUGGCGGAGACGUUCGCGCUCUUGAGUCCGAAACUUUCGAGCUCUCUGAACGUCGUCAUCAUGCAAGCGAUCGACCAAGUCCACGGCAUCGGUCAACCCCAUUUGCACUAUCCCGCUGUCGACUUCGAUUCGUCUCCCUCUUCUCCUGGCGAGCACACACGCGCUGGCUUCUCGGAUCGACGUACACCCGGGGCUCCCGCGCCCGCGACUGUCCAGGCUCUCUUUCGUCUGUUGGAUGCAUGUGCGGAGGCGAUUCACGUGUCUUCCGCCCUGGCUUCGUCGCUUUCUCAGCAGCUAUCCACGGAGUCUGCCUCUGUACAUACACCCAGUUUCCUCGCCAGAGUUUUGUCCUACGAGCGUUUCGAAACUUGCAAGGCCGGCAGCUUCGCAGCAGCUGGAGUCGUUGGCACACUUUCUCAUCAACUGUUUGAAACAGCUGUUGGACAAACAAAGCUGGCUUCCGAGCUGCUCCGUCUGCCGCUGGAGGACCGCGUGCGCCUUGUAGUUCACGCUUCGCUGUAUUGGCAGCAGGACGCUGUGGAGCCUGCAACUCGUCAAUUCCUUAACAGCGCGAUUUCUUCUAUUUUUUCUAACAAAGGGGGACUCCCGAAGCCGACCGUUCCUCAGCUAUUCGCUCUCCUAGGAUCUGCGCUGCUUCCCUCUCUUGGCGGUUCCUUCCCUCCUCUCGAAAGGCUCGACGGCUUUCUGCACUCGGAUGCUUCUUUUUCUUCGGUUUUUUCUCCUUUUGGUUUUUCUUCCUGUUGUUCGUCUCCUCUUCCUUUGUUUCCCUGUGUUUCGCCUCUUCCUCUCUUGGCGCCUCUCCACGGGGGAGACUCUGAGAAGCCGUGUAAACCUCUCGGCCUCUUCUCGUCGCUGGCUCGGUUGCAGUCGUCGCCUCUUCUUCUCUCGUUCUUCAGGAUUUUUGUGGAGGAGCGACGGAAACAGGAAGCCGCGACUUUCCCGUCGAGAACGACUGAAGAGCCUUUCUUCUCGCCGCCGCACUUUGCUUGUCUGCUGGAGUGUCUCGACGCAUCGCUUGUCCUGGUCCCCUCGUCACUGGUUCUCUCCGAGCUCAGCGGCGCUCCUCCGCCUGCCUCAGAGUCCGUGUCGUACACCUCGCUCGCGAGCCACCGUCUGUACUUGCCUGCAAGGGCGCAUGCACCGCCCUCUGCAGGUUUCGCUGAGCCACUUGAGGAUGGGGACUACGCGUACCUUCGCGACUCCUGCGUAGACAACUCCCCGUCUUCUCUCGCGUCCUCUGCGACAGAAAGAAUUCCUCUUCGCCUGUCUUCAGUCCUGUCUCUCCAGCGGUGCCUGGGCGGCGAACUUGGAACCGCCUUCAAACUGUUGGAGGGUCUCGGGUGUACGUACAGCGUACAGCGUGGCGACUCCGGCGCUGCGACGUGUUCCUCGGCGGCAGCGGCAGAGUUUGAUAAGCAAACGUUUGGAUCUGGAGACCCUCUUUUCGUCGUGCCUCGUCUCCUGUCUCUGUUUGCGACGUCCAUUUCUCAGCAGCUUGGCCGCCUCUCCUUUCCCUCCCUGCUGCUUGUGCUCCAUUCUCAAACUGCGGCCCUCCGCUUUUCCGCUCUCUUCCAGCUAGCUGUCCCCGACAGUCUCGCUCGUGAUCUUCCGCCUGGCGGCGAAUGUCUGUCUACCCAUACGGAUGUUGCCUCUGCUUUUUCCUCUGAUUCGUCGUUCUCCUCCGAAGCCUCUCCUCGAGCCACAGCGACUUCGAUGUCUCCCCAGUCAGCUCAAGAACAGAUCGAUUGUCUCGCUUUCUCGUCUUCUUCUUUCGCUCGACGCUCACGGGCCUGGAGGACAGAAAUGGGAGCCUGUCUCGCGGUCCAGCUCCUCGCCACAGCCUCACUUCUCCGUCGUCUCUCUGAGAACCUUUCUCUCGGUCUCGUCUCGCCCGUGCAGGCAAAAGCUCUGCGGAGUAGUCAGGAUACGCAGGCGAACUCCGAUGCCUUUAAUGCCGAAAAAAGGAGUGAAAACGUCGCGUUAUCCGCCCCUUUUUUUGAAGAGAAAAACGUUUUCGCUGAAGACGCACUGCAUGCGCUCCUCCAGAACGGCCUCAGUGCAAUUCUCUGCUCUGUCUCUACAGCGUCCGCGGCAAUUCGAGACAGUUUGCCGGCACUGCAUGCAGAAGAAGAAAAGGGGGAAAAAGAAACCCAAAAACCGAACGAAAGAGACCAACUGAGCAGCGAGGCAGAGGCUGCAGCCGUGGCAUUUGGAAAAGAAGCUUUUCGUUGCAUGCGCAGCAUUCGCCGUUUAUUCGAGGGCCGUCCAGCUCCUUUUGGAUCUCCACGGAGAGAUGUCGUCGAUCUGAAUGAUGCGCUGCGACGGCUAAGCCUUGAGCAACAGGUGUCUUGGCUGUCUACGCUCCUCACUCUUUUCGAAGUUCGGCUCCACAGGCAAAGUUGGGAAAGGCAGCACAAAGGCGAGAGCAGCCAUAGGCGAGAUCUGAACGGAAAUCUCCAGCCUCUCCAGCCCUCAGAGUUGCUCGAGGAAAGCGCGCAUGUCUUUCUCUUCCUCGCCGGCAACCUCCAGCAUCGAGCGCAUCUCUCUUCGUCUGACGUGUUUGCGGAUGAGGGCGAAGAAACUUCUCUUUCCGUUGUAGAGGUCACGGCUGCCUUUUCUCGCUGCGUCGCUCUCGCUCUUUCCUCUUCUUCUCCUUCGCUGAAUUCUCUCCUUUCUUCGUCUCCCGCAACUCGAGAAGGAUGCACACGCGCCGGGACUGAUCUCGGCGUGGCAGGCAGAGACGCCGAGGUGUCUUGGCUAGCUGGAUCUUUGCAGCUAGCGCUAGACGAUGUGCGGGACACUCUGGUGCAUGCUUCGCCCUCUCAACUUCGUCGAGUCUCCGCCGCAGCUCAGGCUCUGGCAGAAGCGCAAGGCGAGAUGAGGAAAAGCAGAUUCUCUCCUCUCCGAAAUCCUCACGAUCCGCCUUCUGCUGUGAGGCGAGUGAGAGGCAGCGAAGGGGAUAGGGAGGAAGACGAGAGCUUUUGCGAACAAGACGCGCUCGGCCGAGACACAGAGCUCUUUUGGGAAGAAAUCCUGACGGGUUUGAUGAACUUGUCAACUCGUGGUCUUGCAGAGUCACCAGCGGGUACGACACUCCUGCGUGUCAAGAUCUAGAGGCG
Molecule: messenger RNA, 5751 nt
Organism: Toxoplasma gondii ME49
Lineage: Eukaryota; Apicomplexa; Conoidasida; Eucoccidiorida; Sarcocystidae
Exons: 8
Coding region: 743-5746 (1667 amino acids)
Source: RefSeq, a predicted model, not a curated record